This is a messenger RNA of Cottoperca gobio, 1624 nucleotides long. It is a transcript of the gene pir, whose product is annotated as pirin. Gene Ontology annotation, molecular function: quercetin 2,3-dioxygenase activity. Gene Ontology annotation, cellular component: nucleus. Lineage: Eukaryota; Metazoa; Chordata; Actinopteri; Perciformes; Bovichtidae. Bases 186 to 1160 code for a protein of 324 amino acids. Gene Ontology annotation, biological process: monocyte differentiation. The record is from RefSeq and is a predicted model, not a curated record. The transcript has 10 exons.
UACAAUGUCAUUUAACGUUCGUAUGAAUGUUAUAGGUUAAAAAAUUAUGAAAGUGUUGCUCGUGUCAGGUGAUUUAUAACAGUUAGGCUGUUCUUUAAUGCACAAAGAAAAUAUAGGCUACUAAAAUGUACAGUUAAUAAUAGGCACCACGCAGUAGUGUUGAAAAAAAUGUAAUUCUAAAUCGCAUGGACUCGGUACUAACUACAACAUCACGAGGAAGUAUCAGACGACUGUCAACAUGCUAUCUGAGCUGCUGUCAGUCACAAGUGAAUCUUUUUCCCGGCACAAUGAAUGUAAGGAGAGUGGAAAAGACAGUUUUGAGUGUGGAACAGUCAGAGGGAGUCGGUGCUCGUGUCCGCAGGAGCAUCGGUAGAAAAGAGCUGAGGAACCUGGAUCCUUUCCUGAUGUUGGAUGAGUUCAGCGUGAGCAAGCCGGCAGGUUUUCCAGAUCAUCCUCACAGAGGAUUUGAGACGGUAACAUAUGUUUUGGAGGGGAUCACGGCCCACGAAGACUUCUGUGGCCAUUCAGGACGACUGAAAGCUGGAGAUCUUCAAUGGAUGACUGCAGGACAGGGGGUGGUCCAUGCUGAGAUGCCUGUGUCAGAGGAGCCGGUGGUGGGCUUACAGCUGUGGGUGAACCUGGCGAGACGAGACAAGAUGACGGAACCGGCGUACCAGGAGCUUAAAGGCUCAGAGAUCCCGAAACCCAGCCAGGGAGGAGUUACAGUCGCUGUGAUAUCUGGAGAAGCUUUAGGAGCAAAGUCCAAGGUCUACACAAGGACACCAACCUUGUACCUGGACUUCAGACUACAGACAGAUGCCCUGCAUGUACAGCCCGUCCCCUCAGGAUGGACUACAUUCAUCUACACGCUAUCAGGAUCCAUUCAUGUUGGCCCAGAUAAGGGGCAGCAGAAGGUGGAGCCCCAUCACAUCGUGGUGUUUGAAGAUGGUGACUGCGUCAAAGUUGAAAACAAGGGCCCUGAAGUUUCCCAUUUUGUGCUGAUCGCUGGAGAACCAAUCAAAGAGCCUGUGGUACAACAAGGUCCGUUUGUAAUGACUACAGAGGAAGAGAUCAGACAGGCUAUCAGAGACUACCAGACUGGCAGAAAUGGCUUUGAAAGAGCCGUAAACUGGAGGUCCAAGAUUAGAGACGCUUUCUGAACUCUACACGUUGCACUCUUGUCCAUGCAGCCUUACUUGUUUUUGUUGCUAUAAAAACAUAUUUAUAGAGAUAUUUGUUUUGAGGGCUUGAUAAUAUGGGUGUAUUCAGUAAAUGUUCUGUCUGUGUUUACAGGACAUUUAGUACUUUCCAUCAUCUACUUUAACAUGUCCUUCAUGUUCAGUGCUUCAUUGUUUGCACAUUAGAAGUUUAGCCCCUCUCCCUUGUAAAUUAUAUAUUUUAGGGAAAAUGUGCUUCUAACUGCUCCCCACCCCCUUGUUAAAUGUAACCUUUGUUACAUUUCCCCUCUGCUGUUUGAAAUAACACAGUACCUGUUGCACACAUUGUUGUUCUGAAGAUAAUUCAACAUAUUAUUAAGUAUGGGCAGAAAGUUUACUACUUUAUUGUUUGAUGACACACAUGUACCACACAUAACCUAAUAUAACCUGCUGCAAAAACUAACAUA